This is a messenger RNA of Letharia columbiana, 339 nucleotides long. RefSeq lists its product as uncharacterized. The transcript has 5 exons. The coding region runs from base 1 to 339 and encodes 112 amino acids. Gene Ontology annotation, cellular component: cytosolic large ribosomal subunit. Lineage: Eukaryota; Fungi; Ascomycota; Lecanoromycetes; Lecanorales; Parmeliaceae. Gene Ontology annotation, molecular function: structural constituent of ribosome; RNA binding. The record is from RefSeq and is a predicted model, not a curated record.
AUGGCACCAGCGGCGACCAAAAAGUCGAAGAAGACGGCGGAGUCGAUCAAUUCACGUUUGGCGCUCGUCAUGAAAAGCGGGAAAGUGACCUUGGGAUACAAGAGUACCCUCAAGACUCUUCGAUCCGGAAAAGCCAAACUGGUCAUCAUUGCCGGAAACACUCCUCCUCUGCGCAAAUCCGAGUUGGAAUAUUACUCCAUGCUAUCGAAGACCAACGUGCAUCAUUUUGCAGGCAACAACAUCGAGCUGGGUACUGCAUGUGGGAAGCUCUAUAGAUGUUCUACGAUGGCUGUGUUGGACGCUGGUGACUCGGAUAUCUUGACUGGUGCUACAGCAUAA